Vitrella brassicaformis is the source of this 5230-nucleotide messenger RNA. The record is from the annotation of a GenBank genome assembly. NCBI's taxonomy places the organism in Eukaryota, Vitrellaceae.
GUCUGAUCUGAUCUCUCUACACUACACACACGCACACCCACACAGACAGACAUGAAGGCACAGACACUCACGCACGCAUGCAUUCACUCAUUCACUCAUUCAUUCAUUCAUUCAAACACAGGGAUGGAAUGUGCCCGUCCGGUAUUCGACCACAUGUAAUCCAUCCCCCAUGCGACGGAUCAGCAGCAGGUAUGUAUAUAUUAUAUAAACAGCACUCCCACUCACACCGAACCAAACACCAGCCGGCCGCAGACAGCCACACCAACCAAAAAGAGGCUCUCUCUACAGUCUGCCUACCUACCUAGCUAGCUCUCGUCCCGUACGUAUGUACACCCACAGCCCUACACAUGAGGAACGCGUACAUAGACGUCAGACAGACCGACAGACACCACUCAUAUAUCAUGAAUCGAAUACGAAUUGCCCCAUGGCCACCAAGUCAUAGCCCAGCCUUUCCGCGUUCCACUUAGCCUGCAGCGUGCCCUCGGCCCUCCCCCUGCCGAGCUGCGCGUGGCCGUCUCUCCCCCCCAGAGUGUGAGUGACAACCGCCUGCCCACCCAGUGUCCGCUUCAUGGGCGAAUCGCUCUCGAACGGAAUGAUCAGCGGCUCGCAUGGCAGGAGGGGUGAGGGGAAGGAGGCCUCGCGCUCCCACGAGCAACCCGCCGGCGGAUCGAUCACAUACAUCCCUGCACAAGGUGCACAACCACACACACAGCAGAGAUGUGUUUGGUGUGUGGUCGGUCCGUCGCUGCACUCACUCACCCAUGAGUAUCAUGUCUCCAUGCAGCAGGUCGCCGACGUCUUGGCCACUGAAGCCCCCCUUGCCCACCACAUACCUCCACCCGCCCUCGUGAAUCGUCGGCUCCUUCCCCGUCAAGGACGACGCACCGCUGCCCACCACAAAGGACAGGCUUCUGAAAUCUGCCGCCCUGUUGACCACGUAAGCCUCCACCCGACCGCCCGGCACGUACAUGGUGGCCGUCAGGGGGAGGGUCGUGGCCGUGCCGAGGAUGUCCUCCGAGAUGGGUAUGCCGAAUCGGUCACCGAGGACGCGCUCGAGGAACUCCACACGCAUCGCUGCGUCAGCACGGGAGGGAGGACAGGUAGAUGGUGGAACCGGGUGAGGGGCCUGCUUGUCGUGCGUCGCUUACCUCUGAUGUCGGCGUCACUGACGAUGGUUGUGUGUGUCUUGAGGAACUCGAUGCCGGCACCGCGGACGAAGUGGUGGGCUGUGGUGGCGGGGAAGGUCGCGACCCCAGCAUUAGCCUGGGUGACCGGCAUAAAACCUGACCAGAGAAAGAAUCAUACAUGAGUCACCGUGCUGUUCGUCCCUCGUUGCCUCCAUUGGUCACUUACCGUCUUGCAUCCAGGUGAUGGCGUGCUUGUAGUUGCUGAAUGACAGCCCCCCCACCCGCCCCACCUUGCUGAACACUGGCUCCGUCCGCACACUCAUCGCCGGCUGCACAGCAGACGGGGAAAACCGCCAUAACAUGGACCCAUCAAACUCUCCCGGCUGGGUCACGAACAUGACACCCACGCCCCUGCCGUGGCCCCACUCAGAGCUGUACAGCCCGUAGUCAAACACGACGGGCGUGGACGGCGCUUGUCUGUCCUUGGCCUCAGGGAAGAAGAGUGGCGUCUCGGUUUGGUACUGAAUGACCAGGUUGGGCUCGCCCUGCCGGUGCAUCGUGGGGUUCUCCACCACCAUGAUGCCGUAGAUGAGCAGAGUGCCGGGCGGCAGCCACCUGCCGCCGCCGCCGCCCCACGUGCCGGUGACUGUCAGCCCGUCCUUGCCCACAUGCACGCCGUGGCACACGUCGAUCACAGGAGACGAUCGCAGAGGGCCCGCGCAGUGAGAUGAAGGCAACGACGCGUCCGUGCUCCACUCGCAGUAGGUAGCCAGGUGGAAUGAGUCCCGCUCCAGGAUGCCGGCGCUGAACUUGGUGCCUCUGCGGUCGAGUUCAAUGGCCCUCUCCAGGGGCGUGUCCUCGACACCCUUGAUCUUGACGCCGUAGUAUGACCUGAGCCACUUGACGGCCGACCGCCUGAAGGCCCGAAGCUGCUCGUCGCUCUGGUAGGGCGUGACCAUCCGCAUGAAGCCGACGGCUUUGGGGGAGGGGCCCAUGAGACCCUGGCGCACCCGGCCGCGGACCAUCGAAUGGAGGACCACAUGGCCGCUGCCCCUGCCCGUGCCGAUGGACUGGACGGUCAGUAUGGGGCCCUGAGUCUGCUGCCUGCUCACGGACGGCGAGCUGAACUGGGCGUUCAUGCCUGGCGUAGCGACGGCAACGGCCUUCUGAGAAGGACCAGCCUCCAGGUGGUCGAUGAGGAUGUCCUGCAGGUCCGCGCCUGCGCCGAGUUCAUCGGCCGGUGAGUGGACACCGUUGCCGUCCAUGAAGAUGCCGUGGACUGGCCCGUGGCGUGACAGCAGGUUCUCUACGGUCACGUGCUGGAGGGUAAGGCCCCACGACGAUGUGGCGGUGAUGCCACGAACGUCAGCUCCCUGAAAGAAAAAGACAGAAAAAUGAUGCAGUUGUCGCUGCUCCGUGGUCACUGACCUGGUAUUCGUGUGGUCUGAAUUUGGUUGCCUUGACUGGGAGCUUGUUGUCGAGUUUGAAGGCGGCCAUCUCGCUGCACAGCCACUCCUGGUGCUCGCCUACGUUGACCAGGUUCUGGAUAGACACGUGCUUCAUCUUGACGUCGUGCGCAAAGUCCGCUCGCACACCCAUCAGGCCCUUUGGCGUGUGGAACAUCACGUCCUGACAUGCACACACACACACACACACAGAGAGAGAGAGAUCGAGAGAUCAUGGAUUCUCCAUAUGUGUGUCCCGUCGUGCAUUGUGUCUGUGUGUAUUGUGUCUGUGUGUAGGUACCUGUCCGCACACAAGAUAGUGCUCUUUCUCGCCAGGCUGAAACAGGUCCCCCAUGACGGCUCCAGGUGUAGUCGCCCAGUCGAAGAACUCCUGUGUCAGCGCCAGUCCGCCGAAGUACCUCUUGGUGAUGAUAGCGGGGUCCCUUGGCUCCAGGUGCGUGUCCUUGAUGUUGCCCUGCGAGGCGCAGACGGUCUCGGCCGAGGUGCGGUUGGUGUCGGUGUUGCCGCAGGGCGAGUUGAGGACUCGAGCCUUGAAGUAGCUGUUGCUCAGCUUCCACAUGGCCAGGACGGCGUCGACCAGGAAGGUGCCCCGGUACUCGCCGUAGGGCGUCAGAAAGUCGUCAUCCACCACACGCUGGAUGUCGAUCACAUCUCGGGUGGGCCCCUGCAUGAACUUGCCAUCCUGGCCGACGAGUGAUGGCACGUUGACGGGGUUGUUGGUCAAGCCGACAAUCUUGACGUCCAGCAGAGUGACGUCCUUGGUCACUCUGGGGCUCGUGCCGUCGUAGUAGUUCUCCUUGGGCUGGCCGUGCUCAUCCACAGCACCCCCAAGUCGAUGCAGGAGGAUGCCGUACAUGGACCCGCCGUCGGGCAGACCCGACGGGUUGUCGAACCAGUACUUGGCCUCUGCAAACACAGAAAUGCAUAACACACGGAUCGUACUGUGGUCGAUAGAGGCGCUCUGUCACUGCGAUGUCCUGACCAUUGAGCAGCUUUUCGUCUUCAUCGCUGACGGGGGUUCGUUGCCUCUCGAAGAGAUGAAGUCCUGCCCUAAGCCGUGCGAAGACGUCUUGGAUCACCAUUUGUUGGUCAGGCCUGUCUGCGUAUGAGAUGGUGUCCCUCAGCAGGUCGGCGAAUUGCGGCCCCUCACGGCUGAACCCCAUCGGGAUGAGACGAUUCACAUAAUGGUCCACGAAGCGAGCGGCAGAGUAGAACCCUGAUGGAUGGAUGGGUACAACAAAAGAAAACCACUGCAAAAGCGUUUGGGAGGUGUUGGUGGCGCUGUGUUUGUGUACCUCUGACAGGGACUCGUUUGGAGCUGGGUCCAAUCUGUGUGUGCUGGAUGACCACUCGCUUGGCCCCGUUACAUUGGAUGCCCGUGACCUCGAAGUCUCGAACCUCCAAGUUAGAUACCACAAUGUCAUACGCUGACCGAACACAAAGGCACCGGCCAAUACACGCACACGUGUGUGACUCAUUAACCCAUCUGCUCUGGCAUGCCUGUCCCGCCACACCUCCGUUUGAGUGAAUGCCGGCGUGCGACGACAGGCCGAGGAUGCCGUUGGAGAUGAGCGUCUUGGAUGCCACCUUGGGCACCGAGUUGCGUUCCUUCAGUGGCGGUGAGGGCUGGCCGCCCGGCCGGGGAUGCUCGAGCGACGGGUCGUUGUAGAGCUUGUCAUUGACCUCCAGAUUGAGCGACGACACCCCUCCGUUGAGCUCAAACGGCCCGUCGUUGAGCUCAAUGCACGAAAAGAACCUGACAGACGAAAAACAGUGGAUGCAGAGAGCCAGCUGCACGUUGGUUGCUGCUCGCCGGCGCACCGUUGUUUGAGGUAAUGUUCAUCGCUCUGUUUGAUGGUGUGUCCGUUGAGGUCCAGCCACACCCCGCUGGUCUCGAUGGUGAUGGCCGAGAAAAAACCCAGAUAGAACUUGCUGACGGGGUAAUCGGCAUCACCAAACUCGGGCCAGAAGUCCGUGUCCUACCAGGCACACAACAUCAGUGUUACAUCACACAUUCACGUGCCCGCACUGCUCUCUCGAGGUGCCUGCACGGCUGCUCACCGGCCUUGGAUUGAAAGUAAUGUCCUCCCCGAGUCGGUACCUGCCCGGCUCUCGUAUGCGGUAUGUGCCCUUGUCGAAGUCCCGCUGCCUCAGCGUCUUUUUCACGGGCAGCCGCUGAUAUUUCGCCGCCCAGUCAGGCAUCGCAUCAUCAUCGGGGGGGCCCUGCACAGUGAACCAGCCCACAAGUGAGCACGUGAAUCGUCCUCUGGUCAUCCGUCUGAUCUGCCUUGCGCUACCUGGGCUGUGACAGUGGCGAUGAGGGAGGACGAGACGAGCAGAGAGUGCAGGAUAGACUUUGUCCCGCAACACAUCUCCUCUUCAGGCUCAGUGUGUAAGUGAAUUGGCUGCCGCAGGUUAUCGUCCCGGCUGGUUGUUCUGCUUGCCGGCGGUGCGCAGAUCUUAGAACAAGCGAGCCGGUUGACCAAGGCGCACGGGAGCCCGCUCCAGACAGUGCUGCUCGCUGACCCAAGGAGGCGGCAAGGAGAGAUCAGUCCUGGUAUCGACAGACGGCAGCGACAAGCGAAGAUGGGCAACGCGGCCGUUGACAGGGAGCGCCCUUUGACGCGCCAUCCCCCC